Molecule: messenger RNA, 630 nt
Organism: Closterium sp. Naga37s-1
Lineage: Eukaryota; Viridiplantae; Streptophyta; Zygnematophyceae; Desmidiales; Closteriaceae
Source: the annotation of a GenBank genome assembly
AUGCGUCUCGCUGCCGUUAGUCUUCUUCUUGUCUGUGCGGUUAUCGCUCUGACUCCUCCUUCCUUCCCUCCUUCCCCUUCUCCCCCUCCUCCCUCCCCUCCCCCUCCUUCCCCUCCUCCCCCUUCUCCCCCUCCUCCCUCCCCUCCCCCUCCUUCCCCUCCUCCCCCUUCUCCCCCUCCUCCCUCUCCUCCCCCUCCUUCCCCUCCUCCCCCUUCUCCCCCUCCUCCCUCUCCUCCCCCUCCUUCCACUCCUCCCCCUUCUCCCCCCCCUCCCUCUCCCCCCCCUCCUUCCCCUCCUCCCCCUUCUCCCCCUCCUACCUCUACUCCCCCUCCUUCCUUUACCCCCCCUUCUCUGACUCCUCCCUCUACCCCCCCUCCUUCCACUCCUUCCACUAUUCCCCCUUCUGCCCCUACUCCUCCUUCUGGCGGCACAUCCCCUCCUGCACCCCCCGGCUGCGUCGUUAAGAGGCUCAUAUGCCCGUGGGUGUGUGACAAUAACAAGAAGGAGCAUCCUAACAAGAAGGCGCGACCUAGCAAGAAUGAGCGUCCCUGCGUGUUGAGGAAGGUUUGCCCCAACGGCCAGAUUUGCAUUCCGUUUGUGCGAAGCUGUGAGGGGUACAAGUGCUUUAAG